Glossina fuscipes is the source of this 1213-nucleotide messenger RNA. RefSeq lists its product as uncharacterized. The coding region runs from base 90 to 1076 and encodes 328 amino acids. Gene Ontology annotation, biological process: poly(A)+ mRNA export from nucleus. Gene Ontology annotation, cellular component: nucleus. The transcript has 2 exons. Lineage: Eukaryota; Metazoa; Arthropoda; Insecta; Diptera; Glossinidae. The record is from RefSeq and is a predicted model, not a curated record.
CUACGGCAACACUAACAAUAGUGAGAACUGAGGUGUAUGAAUAGAAAAUAAAAACAUUUUUUCAUAAUUUCUAAAAAGUUACAAAAAAAAUGCCUGCACUUGACGUAAACGCUAUGAAGGUGGCAGAUCUUAAACGAGAACUGAAGAUACGCGGCCUUUCCAUAAGUGGUAAUAAAACUGAAUUGCAAGAGCGUUUGCAAGCGGCAAUUGAAGGUGAUCCAUUAUUAGAAGAUUCGGCAAUUUCUGGCGAGGACUUACUAGACGAAGAUGCAGUGUUAUCGGAUGAAAAUGACUUAUUGCAAAGCCCUACAGCUGUAUUGCCUACAUUAUUACCGAAAUCGUCAAUAGAUAGUAAGAAUAUUAGCGGGGCGGCGGAAGAUGAUUUGUUGGAGUCAUCAUGUCAAAAUUUCAAAAAAAUUGUAUUAAAACGUAAAAAUUCAAUUACGACGAAUCCAACAACAGAAUCAACAGAAACAAAAGUAUCAACGUUAACAACACAUAAAGAAAAUAGUGAGCAUUCGGUAAAUAAAGUUAUGAAAAUGAGCGAACGUAAUCCCAUAACAAUGAUUAGCGCGAAUAAUAAAAAGGGUAAUGACAAUAAAAUAAUUAAAAAAGUUGGAGAACUUAGUAUGCAAGAGCGUUUAGAGCUGCGUGCUAAGAAAUUUGGCAUAAAUGUAUCAACAGCGGAGGACACUGGCACUUCAAAGGAUGUCGAAAUUCAAGGCACAAAACGAGUGACGACAAUUGCUAGCAAACCGGCCGUAGUUAACGAUGAGAAGCAAUUAGAAAUAUUAAAGAAAAGGGCAGAGCGUUUCGGUUGCGUUAUAUCAACAAAUCUUGCUAAAGUUGAUGCUGAAGAAAAACUAUUAAAACGUAAAGAGCGCUUUGGUGCCGAAACAAUUAUUGCGGACGCUAAAGCUAAGACUACAAAUAUUAACAAUAUUACGAAAGAUGAAUGGGCUGAAAGAGCACGCAAACGCAUGGAACGUUUCAAAACAAAUGCAUCUACUAAUAAUAAUGUGACUAAUAUCAAUGUCACAACAGCUUCGACAACAGCCGCAGCUGCUAGCAAUUGAAAAUGCACCCGCUUUGAAAAAUUAUAUAAAUUGCUGUCCUUCUAUUUUCAUCCUUAUAGUUAUAACGGACUAAUGUGUUUUAAUUUGUAUUCUACUUUUUUCAAUUUUUUUUUUUUGAUCAUUUAACUAAAAUAAUA